Molecule: messenger RNA, 4218 nt
Organism: Branchiostoma floridae (Florida lancelet)
Lineage: Eukaryota; Metazoa; Chordata; Leptocardii; Amphioxiformes; Branchiostomatidae
Product: low-density lipoprotein receptor-related protein 2-like
Exons: 4
Coding region: 1-4218 (1405 amino acids)
Molecular function (GO): protein binding
Source: RefSeq, a predicted model, not a curated record
AUGGCCACUGGCUUGCUUCUUUUUGUAUGCCUGCUGUCCAUCGAGCAUGCCUCCCUCACUCGUGCUGCCAACAUAACCGUAGAGUGCCCGUCCUCUACCUUUGCAUGCAAGACGACCGACGACUGCGUCCAUCUAAGCCAGCGGUGUGACGGGUUCCGGUCCCAUUGUCCGGACGGUUCCGAUGAAGAGUGCACGACUCCGGACUGUGUGUCCCCAGACGUUUUCAGCUGUAAUAUUGACGACCGCUGCUUCUCUCUCUCCCGAGUGUGUAAUGGAGUAGAAAACUGUCCCGACGGCUCCGAUGAGGUAGAUUGCAUGUUAAAAGAGUGUCCCUUACCAGGCUAUUUCAAGUGUGUAGGUAGUGCCACUUGUUUCCCGCCAGUGUGGCAAUGUGACGGGUGGGAUGAUUGUGAAGACGGCUCAGAUGAGAAAGAUUGCACUAGCAAAGAGUGCUACAACUCCUACGAUCUCAAGUGUGAAAGUAGUGGAGUAUGUUUCUCUCCAUUGAAGCAAUGUGACGGUUUUGACGAUUGUGCAGACGGUUCAGAUGAGGAAAACUGCACCAGCAUUGAGUGUCCCUCGCCCGAGUAUUUUAAGUGUGAAAGUAGUGGUAUUUGUGUCGCACCACAUCGGCAAUGUGACGGUGUGGCUGAUUGUCUAGACGGUUCAGAUGAGGAAAAUUGUACCAGCAUUGAAUGUCCCUCUCCCGAGUAUUUCAAGUGUGAAAGUAGUGGAACAUGUGUCCCACCAGAGUGGCAAUGUGACGGUUUUGACGAUUGUUCAGACGGUUCAGAUGAGGAAAAUUGCCCCAGCACUGGCAAUGAGUGUCCCUCGCCCGAGUAUUUCAAGUGUGAAAGUACUGGAGCAUGUGUCCCACCAGAGUGGCAAUGUGACGGUUUUGACGAUUGUUCAGACGGUUCAGAUGAGGACAAUUGCCCAAGCACUGGCACUGAGUGUCCCUCGCCCGACUAUUUUCAGUGUGAAAGCAGUAGUUUUUGUGUCCCACCAGAGUGGCAAUGUGACGGUUUUGACGAUUGUUCAGACGGUUCAGAUGAGGACAAUUGCCCAAGCACUGGCACUGAGUGUCCCUCGCCCGACUAUUUUCAGUGUGAAAGCAGUAGUUUUUGUGUCCCACCAGAGUGGCAAUGUGACGUUUUUGACGAUUGUUCAGACGGUUCAGAUGAGGAAAACUGCGCCAGCAUUGAAUGUCCCUCGCCCGAGGAUUUUAAGUGUGAAAGUAGUGGAGCAUGUGUCCCACCAGAGUGGCAAUGUGACGGUUUUGACGAUUGUUCAGACGGUUCAGAUGAGGAAAAAUGCGUCAGAAUUGAGUGUCCCUCGCCCGAGGAUUUUAAGUGUAAAAGUAGUGGUAUUUGUGUCGCAGCACAUCGGCAAUGUGACGGUGAUGAUGAUUGUCUAGACGGUUCAGAUGAGGAAAAUUGUACCAGCAUUGAAUGUCCCUCUCCCGAGUAUUUCAAGUGUGAAAUUAGUGGAGCAUGUGUCCCACCAGAGUGGCAAUGUGACGGUUUUGACGAUUGUGAAGAUGGUUCAGAUGAGGAAAACUGCACCAGCAUUGAGUGCCCCUCUCCCGAGGAUUUCAAGUGUGAAAGUAGUGGUAUUUGUGUCGCACCACAUCGGCAAUGUGACGGUGUGGCUGAUUGUCUAGACGGUUCAGAUGAGGAAAAUUGUACCAGCAUUGAAUGUCCCUCUCCCGAGUAUUUCAAGUGUGAAAGUAGUGGGGCAUGUGUCCCACCAGAGUGGCAAUGUGACGGUUUUGACUAUUGUUCAGAUGGUUCAGAUGAGGAAAAUUGCCCCAGCACUGGCACUGAGUGUCCCUCGCCCGAAUAUUUUCAGUGUGAAAGCAGUAGUUUUUGUGUCCCACCAGAGUGGCAAUGUGACGGUUUUGACGAUUGUUUAGAUGGUUCAGAUGAGGAAAACUGCACCAGCAUUGAAUGUCCCUCUCCCGAGUAUUUCAAGUGUGAAAGUAGUGGUAUUUGUUUUCCUCAAUGGAAGCAAUGUAACGGGGUGGAUAAUUGUAUUGACGGUUCAGAUGAGAAAAAUUGUACAAGCAAAGAGUGCCCCUCUCCCGGGUAUUUCAAGUGUGAAAGUAGUGGUAUUUGUGUAGCACCACAUUGGCAAUGUGACGGUGAAGAUGAUUGUUCAGACGGUUCAGAUGAGAAGAAUUGCACUAGCAUGGAGUGCUACAACCCCUACGAUCUCAAUUGUAAAAGUAGUGGAGUAUGUUUCUCUUUAUGGAGGCAAUGUGACGGAUACAAUGAUUGCGAAGAUGGUUCAGAUGAGGAAAAUUGCACUAGCAAAGAGUGCUACAACCCCUAUAAUCUCAAAUGUAAAAGUAGUGGAGUUUGUUUCUCUUCGUGGAGGCAAUGUAACGGGUUGGAUGAUUGUGAAGACGGUUCAGAUGAGGACAAUUGCACUAGCAAAGAGUGCUACAACCCCUACGAUCUCAAGUGUAAAAGUAGUGGAGUAUGUUUCUCUUUAUGGAGGCAAUGUGACGGAUACAAUGAUUGCGAAGAUGGUUCAGAUGAGGAAAAUUGCACUAGCAAAGAGUGCUACAACCCAUACGAUCUCAAGUGUAAAAGUAGUGGAGUAUGUUUCUCUUCGUGGAGGCAAUGUAACGGGUUGGAUGAUUGUGAAGACGGUUCAGAUGAGGACAAUUGCACUAGCAAAGAGUGCUACAACCCAUACGAUCUCAAAUGUAAAAGUAGUGGAGUAUGUUUCUCUUUAUGGAGGCAAUGUGACGGAUACAAUGAUUGCGAAGACGGUUCAGAUGAGGAAAGUUGCACAAACCAAGGGCCGUGUGCAGAGCAGGGACUGUGGCAGUGUGACGUGUACACCCGUACAUGCAUCAACCAAACCUCCGUAUGUGACGGAAACGAGGACUGCCAGUUUGGGACAGACGAAAAGAACUGUGCCAGUGUGCCCAAAGACUGCUUUUUCACCUGCCGAGACAACGUCACCUGUCUGCCAACACGUCAGCUGGGUGACGGGCAGAAGGACUGUACGGACGGGGAGGACGAAAGACCCGGUGACGUUGAGCAGGCUCUGACCGAGAUGUGGGGCUCCUGCAGCUACAACUGUUCAUCCGUCUACGGUAACGCGUCAUGCGUCCCUGACGCGUUCAGCUGUGACGGUGACGCGGACUGUUUGGAGGAAGAAGACGAGCAGGGCUGUAUCGAACAUAUAUAUAUAAUAUAUAAUAGGGCUUCCUUGGACGGAUAUUCCUCUGGGGGAGCAGAUGGCAGCGCGGGCGAUAUGUCCACCCAAACCAGCGCCACGCGAACCGCAGGAACUACGCAAAAUUACGUAGAGACAGCGGAGUGUCCGACGUUCUACUGCGGCCUGUCCAGCUCUAUGGAACCGUCCUGUGUGCAAGAUCAUCUGAUCUGUGACGGACAACCGGACUGUACAUUGGGAGAGGACGAGCAGGGAUGCGGCAACGCGGACGACACGCCCACCCAAGCCACCAUCACGUCAACCGCAGGCACAACUACCCAAGAUUCCGGAGAGACAGCCGAGUGCCCGACGUUCUACUGCAGCCUGUCCGGCUCUACGGAUCCGUCCUGUGUGCAAGAUCAUCUGAUCUGUGACGGACAACCGGACUGUGAGUCAGGGGAGGACGAGCAGGGAUGCGGCAAGGCGGACGACACGUCCACUCAAGCCACCAUCACACCAACCGCAGGCACAACUACGCAAGAUUCCGGAGAAGAAGCCCAUUGUCCGACGUUCUACUGCAGCCUGUCCAGCUCUACGGACCUGUCAUGUGUGCAAGAUCAUCUGAUCUGUGACGGUCAACUGGACUGUGUAUUGGGAGAGGACGAGCUGGGAUGCGGCAAGGCGGACGACACGUCCACCCAAGCCACCAUCACGUCAACCGCAGGCGCAACUACCCACGAUUCCGGAGAGACAGCUGAGUGCCCGACGUUCUAUUGUGGACUGCCCGGGUCUAUGGAUCCGUCCUGUGUGCAAGAUCAUCUGAUCUGUGACGGUCAACUGGACUGUGCAUUGGGAGAGGACGAGCAGGGAUGUAGCCACGAGGACGACACAUCCACCCAAACCGACCCCACUCCGAGUAACGAGCCAGUGUCGUAUGGAGAGCAGACAGGGUUCUAUGUAGGGAACCAUGGAUCCAAGAACCAGCCUGUGGUCUGGCUGACAGCCGCCGUACUGGGCUGUCUGAUUUUCUAUCGCCAGUAUUUCUAA